This is a messenger RNA of Orycteropus afer afer, 2514 nucleotides long. RefSeq names its product CCCTC-binding factor like (gene CTCFL). NCBI's taxonomy places the organism in Eukaryota, Metazoa, Chordata, Mammalia, Tubulidentata, Orycteropodidae. The record is from RefSeq and is a predicted model, not a curated record. The coding region runs from base 1 to 2514 and encodes 837 amino acids. The transcript is spliced from 14 exons.
AUGGAGGCCCCUGCCCCUACAGAGCAGUUCACCAAAAUCAAAGAGCUGGCGUUGAUUCCUGUAAAGGACUUGGAGGAGAAGGAGGGGGAUGCGGUGUGCAGAGUGAAGGGGCGCUCGGGACCCGGUGCGGUGGAGGGCCAGGCUCCGCCAGGGGCCCUGCAGCUCUGGAACCCCGAGGCAGAGCUCGGGCUGAUGGUGGCCUCCUUGGAGGAGACGGAGGAGAGCGAGAAGCACGUCCUGACGCUGGAGACGCUGCACCUCCCCCCCGACGUCGAGGCGCUGCUGAUGCCCGAGGUGGGCUGGCUGACCGCGCAGCCUCAGGAGGAGGUGCAGGUGGUGGUGCCGCCGCAGUUGUGGGUGCAGCCCACGCUGGGCGAGGAGCCCCCGCGGAGUGUGCACCAGUGUGUCACCAUCAGGUUCCAGGACGAGUUGUAUUCGCUGCAGGGUAUAGAGUUGGUGGAGCUCCAGGUGGUGGAGGAGAGCGAGGUGGCGGCCAGUGAGGACAGCAGGCGCUCCGUGAGCCUUGCAGCCAGCACCGAGUCGGUAAAGCCGGAGAAAAGUGAGGAGGAGGCCCAGCUGCUGGUGGAAGGAGCAGGCCAGCAGCUCUUUCUGCUGGAGGCGACCCAGGGGGAAGAAGGGAAGGAUGAGAUCGUGUUGAAGAUUUCCAGCUUACACGUGGAAGAGCAGGAAGCCAGACCUUCGUCCAGUGAAGCCAGGGUGGAAAAAACCAACUCUGCCAAACCUCCGAGAAAGACAAAGGGAGUGAAACGGACCUUCCACUGUAACGUCUGCAAGUUCACCUCUUCUAGAACCUCCAGUUUCAAUCGCCACAUGAAAAUCCACACCAACGAGAAGCCUCACAUGUGCCACCUGUGUCUGAAAGCGUUCCGGACCGUUACCCUGCUGCGGAACCACAUCCACACCCACACAGGAACCAGACCAUAUAAGUGUGGUGACUGUGACAUGGCGUUUGUCACCAGUGGAGAGCUCGUCCGGCACAGGCGUUACAAACACACCCAUGAGAAGCCCUUCAAGUGCUCCCUGUGCAAGUAUGCCAGCGUGGAAGCAAGUAAGCUGAAACGCCACGUCCGCUCCCACACGGGGGAGCGCCCCUUCCAGUGUCACCUGUGCAGCUACGCCAGCAAAGACACCUACAAACUGAAGCGUCACAUGAGAACACACUCCGGCGAGAAGCCCUACGAGUGCAAGGUCUGCCACGCACGGUUCACCCAGAGCGGCACCAUGAAGAUACACGUCCUGCAGAAGCACAGCGAGAAUGUCCCCAAAUACCAGUGUCCCCACUGUGCCACCACCAUCGCGAGGAAGAGCGACCUGAGUGUCCAUGUGCGUAACCUGCAUACGUACAAAGCUACUGAGAUGAGGUGCCACUACUGCCCGGAUGUCUUCCACGAACGCUAUGCCUUUAUCCAGCACCAGAAGAUUCAUAAGGACGAGAAGAGAUUCCGGUGUGAGCACUGCAGUUACGCCUGCAAGCAGGAGCGUCACAUGACAGCACAUAUGCGGACCCACACUGGAGAGAAGCCGUAUUCCUGCCCGUCCUGCAAUAAAUGUUUCCGGCAGAAGCAACUUGUGAACGCUCACUUCAAGAAAUACCACGAUUCCAGCUUCACCCCGACUGUUCACGAAUGCCCCAAAUGUGGCAGAGGCUUUUCCCGCUGGAAUAACAUGAGCAGACACUUGGAGAAGUGUAACUCAGGGCAGAAGAAGUCCGCAGCCUCCGGAAAAGGGGCAACGACGAGAAAGAGAAAGCAGACGGGCCUGAGAGAGGCAGAGAAGGAAGCAGAUGGGCGCUGGCCCUUGCUGUUCCUUCAAGAGAUGCCGGUGAAAGGAAUGUCGCCCAGUGAGCGUGAAUUUCAGAUGAACAGGAGGAGGGAGUGGCCAUUAGGCCACACCCACAACCUCAUCAGCACCUCCCCCAUGACCACACCCACCCCACCCCAUGCCCACACCGAAACCUGCAGCCACACCCGUGCCCAUGCCUACACCUGUGCCCGCGCCCACAGCCGUGCCUGCACCCUGGCCUCGGUCACUACGUGUGGACACGUCUCUGAUGCAGGACUCCAUCCCCACUGGCCCCUGCAGGCUGGGGAGACGUACAGGUCCCUCUCCACUCCUGCCACCGCCCUCAUCCAGGACAAGGCCUCACAUGAAGUGCCCCUCAACCAGAGCGAUUGUGCACUAUCCAGAGACGCCCGAGUUGUCACAGCUUCAGAGGUGCAGUGCUCCUGGCAUCUCGUAGGGGCGGCCAGGAAUGUGGUUCAACGCCCUACCGCAUCCCGGACAGCCCUCCCCACAGACCCAGGGCCCGACAUCAGCAGUGCCGACAUGGAGAGCCCUGACAAACCAGCAGGUGCCGCGCAGGAGGUGGCGCAGAUGUCCGCGGAGAGAGGCCAGGCGUGCCCAGGCGAGCUCAGCCCGGUGGACGCCGGAGUCGGAGGAGACCUCAGCGCGGCCCUGACCUGUGAGAUGAUCCUCAGCCUGAUGGACAAGUGA